CAUAAGAGCUUCGCUGGCCUGUUGUUUUUUGUUUUGAGCUCUGAAAUAUAUCGCAAAUUAGAAAUGAAAUUAUUUCAAUUAAUUGUUUUGUUGACCACAAUUGUCAUAAUCCAACACACAAAUGUUGAAGCGGCGAAAAUUUUGGGAGUUUUUCCUACUACUUCCAAAUCUCAUUAUACAGUAGGAUCUGCACUGAUGAAAGCCCUUGCUAAGAAGGGCCACGAGGUAACUGUAAUCAGUCCAUUCCCACAAAAGAAACAGUUGAAAAAUUAUCAUGAUAUUACAACUACUAAUGUUUGGAAAGCAAUGGAGCCUUUUACUUCAGGCUUCCUAAGUAAUAUCAACAAGGGACCAAUAGAAACAAUUUUGCGAAUAUAUACCUUCGGAAAAGUUUUGACCAACAGCACCUUGACUGAUCCGGCUGUAACGAAGUUGAUCAAUUCCAGGCAACAUUUUGAUUUGGUCAUACUGGAGGUGUUCAUGACCGAUGCGAUGCUUGGUUUUGCGCAUCAUUUCAAUGCACCAUGCGUCGGUAUAUCGUCAUUCGGAGCCAGCAAAUGGACAACGGAUUUGGUUGGAACGCCAGCCCCUCCGUCCUACAUUCCGAACCCAUUCCUAGCAUUUACCGAUCAUAUGAGCUUCAAAGAACGACUGAUGAACACUUUGAUGAGUGUAACGGAGUCCCUAGUGCUCAGAUUUGUCGAUCAACCGGUGCAGAUCGAGAUCUAUCAAAAAAAUUUCCCCGAUCCAAAGCCUACGCUGAAUGAGUUGAAAAAGAAAGCGGUAUCCGCUGUGCUGUUGAACAAUCACUUCUCGCUCAGCUACCCAAGACCGUAUGUCACUGGAAUGAUCGAAGUCGGUGGAAUGCACAUCAACCGAAAUCCGAAUCCACUACCAGUUGAUAUUCAGAGUUUCAUGGACAACGCUACAGAAGGAGUAAUAUAUUUCUCAAUGGGUUCCAACAUAAAAAGCAAAGAUCUGCCAUUGGACAAACGCGAAGCUUUCCUGAAUGCGUUCUCGAAGUUAAAACAAAAAGUGUUAUGGAAGUGGGAGGAUGAGAACAUGCCGUCUAAGCCGGAUAAUGUUCUUAUUCAAAGUUGGUGGCCUCAGAAUGACAUUCUGGCUCAUCCCAACGUGCGUAUUUUUGUAACCCACGGAGGUCUUUUGAGUACUAUGGAGGCACUUUAUCAUGGAGUUCCGGUGAUUGGUAUUCCAAUAUUCGGCGAUCAGCACCUAAACAUGGCCAAAGCUGAGCGCGGCGGAUACGGAUUAACUGUGCCUUAUCUGGAGAUUUCCCAAGAACGCCUAACUCAAGCAAUCAACACGAUUCUGGGAGACAAGAAUUAUAAACAAAAUGCCCAGCUUAUUUCUCAACGAUAUCGAGAUCAACCACAAAAUCCAUUAGAUUUAGCCGUGUAUUGGGUCGAAUACGUCCUUCGACACAAGGGUGCCGCGCAUAUUCGAACUGCGUCGAUGGAUCUAAGUUUUGUUCAAUACCAUAACCUGGAUGUGUUAGCAAUCCUGCUAGGAGUACCUGUGCUGCUGGCGCAUGUAUUGGUUUUGAUGGUGUGUAGAAAAAAGUCGAAUAAGCCUAAUCGCUAUGGAGAUGACAAAAAACGUAACUGAACAAAGUCGCCGUGUAUAAACAUAACGUAUGAACUACGGAAAGUGGAACAAAAAUGGAACAGAAUAUGAAUCCGUUGUAUUCAAACGGGCCGUCAGUUUGCUAGCUAUUUCUGGCAUGUACAUUUAUAUUUACUCUAGUAUUCAAAGAACUACAAAGAUUGUUUAUGCCUAAAAUGAAAAAUGAAUAAAGUUGCUGUGAAAGCAACGUUAUUUUAUCUUAUUUGAUAUCAAGAAUAAAAAAAAUUGCUGUCGGUGUUAGUCAAAAUGAACA
Malaya genurostris is the source of this 1897-nucleotide messenger RNA. RefSeq names its product UDP-glycosyltransferase UGT5-like. The record is from RefSeq and is a predicted model, not a curated record. The transcript has 4 exons. The coding region runs from base 64 to 1626 and encodes 520 amino acids. NCBI's taxonomy places the organism in Eukaryota, Metazoa, Arthropoda, Insecta, Diptera, Culicidae. Gene Ontology annotation, molecular function: UDP-glycosyltransferase activity.